AUGGGGGUAGCGGAUUUAAUUAAGAAGUUUGAGAAGAUAUCUGCUAGGGAUGAGAAGCCAAUGGUGCCUGAGACGGUCCAGAAUUCUCGUUCAUUGAACGACAAUGAAAGAAAAAUAGUCCCUGAGACAUCGGCACCAUCAUUCCAAGAGGGGCCGAAGACUGACAGCAAGGAUGAUGAAUCUGAGGAUUCUAAAUCGAAAAAGGAAGAUGCGAAGCGUGACUCUGAGGAAGCCGACGAUGCAGGAAAGCCAGCAGAGGAUGACUUGGCAGCAGAGGAGCCUGCUGAUGCACCAACGGAAGAUCUUGAAGCUGAAAUAGAGAGCUCUUUCGCUAAAGAAUCGACCGAAGAAGCAGUUCAGAAAGCUGUCGCCGAAGAGGAUGAAGAUGAGACCGCGAGCGAUGACGAUAAGAAAAAAGAUGAAUCUGCAAAUGAGACUGGCGAAACCGCCGAUUCCGAGAACAAAGAAGCCGUCGAAGGCUUGAACGAUCAGAAUCAGUCAGAGUCUUCUAAGAAGAAGAAGAAGAAGAAUAAGAAAAAGAAGAAGAAGAACAAUUCCGCACUGCCAGCGGAGGAGACUCACAACGGGGAUGGCGCCGAUGAAGGUUCGCUUGGCAAGAUUAAUAAACAUGAUAAAGAAGAGCUUCAAGCAGUAAUUCUGGAUGUCCAGGAGGAGGUAUCCGAGACGAUUGCUCAUGACAAAACUCCGGUAAACAAAUUUAACGAGAAGGGAACCGAAGAUUCAACCACCCGUUUGGGCCGUGAUGAUCCGUUUGAAUUUGGUAAGAGGACUUUGACUGAAAAUGUAGAUGUCUGGGAUCAUAAUGCGUGGGACAACGUGGAGUGGGGUGAAGAACAGAUCAAGUCUGCUGAAGAAAAGAUAAAGACUCAAUAUGAGCACCCUGUCUCAGAAUUUGAUAAAAAGCUGUACAACGGUAAUCCUGCUCGAUACUGGGAUAUAUUUUACAAGAAUAAUAAGGAAAAUUUCUUUAAGGACAGAAAGUGGCUACAGAUUGAGUUUCCCUGCUUGUAUGCGGCCACAAAGAAGGAUGCCGGUCCCGUCACCAUCUUUGAAAUCGGAUGUGGUGCCGGUAAUACCUUUUUCCCAAUUCUGAAUGAGAAUGAGAAUGAAGAUUUGCGAGUAAUAGCUGCCGAUUUUGCACCCAAAGCCGUGGAACUUGUUAAGAACUCGGAGAACUUCAAUCCUAAGUACGGGCAUGCUGCAGUGUGGGAUCUUGCUAAUCCUGAAGGAAACUUACCAGAUGGCGUGGAACCCCACUCGGUUGAUAUCGCUGUAAUGAUUUUUGUCUUCAGUGCUUUGGCUCCCGAUCAAUGGGAACAGGGCCUCGCAAAUUUGCGCAAAGUUAUGAAACCAGGUGGUAAGAUCCUAUUUCGAGACUACGGCCGAUAUGACUUAGCACAAGUCAGGUUCAAGAAGAAUAGACUACUGGACGACAAUUUCUACAUAAGAGGGGAUGGCACAAGAGUUUACUUCUUCACAGAGGAAGAAUUGAGAGAAAUUUUCACCAGCGGGUCUUUCAUUGAGAAUAGGAUAGGAACUGACAGAAGGUUACUAGUUAAUAGGAAGCGGCAACUGAAGAUGUACCGCUGCUGGCUCCAAGCUGUCUUUGAAGUUCCGAACUAA
Messenger RNA from Torulaspora globosa, 1644 nucleotides. It is a transcript of the gene ABP140, whose product is annotated as tRNA(Thr) (cytosine(32)-N(3))-methyltransferase. Gene Ontology annotation, molecular function: tRNA (cytidine-N3)-methyltransferase activity. The record is from RefSeq and is a predicted model, not a curated record. Lineage: Eukaryota; Fungi; Ascomycota; Saccharomycetes; Saccharomycetales; Saccharomycetaceae. The transcript has 2 exons. The coding region runs from base 1 to 1644 and encodes 547 amino acids.